Messenger RNA from Lepisosteus oculatus (spotted gar), 2202 nucleotides. The record is from RefSeq and is a predicted model, not a curated record. Lineage: Eukaryota; Metazoa; Chordata; Actinopteri; Semionotiformes; Lepisosteidae.
CAGGCGGAGGGGAAGAGGGGGGGGCGAGUCUUGUGAUGCUGACGGCAGCGGUCUGUAGAGCUGUCUGAGCGAAAAGGCAGCUCGGGUGUAAUUGCUGCCGGGCUCCGCUGUAAAACCUGCAUAUGUUGUUGUGAAAAGAUGGCGGACGAAGAGGGAGACGGGACUCGGUCGGGGCCGCCCUCGCUUCUGCACCCGCCGCCCAAGAGCGGCUCCGGGCCCUGCGGCACCGCCACCACGGUCGCGUCGGGCCCGCGGCUGGUCCGGAUCGUCAAGUCGGACUCGGGAUACGGGUUUAACGUGCGGGGGCAGGUCAGCGAAGGCGGACAGCUCCGCAGCAUUAACGGGGAGCUGUACGCGCCCCUCCAGCACGUCAGCGCCGUGCUGCCGGGGGGGGCGGCGGACCGAGCCGGCAUCUCCAAGGGCGACCGGAUCCUGGAAGUGAAUGGCGUGAGUGUGGAAGGGGCCACGCACAAGCAGGUGGUGGACCUGAUCCGGGCGGGCGAGAGGGAGCUGGUGCUGACGGUGCUGUCGGUGCCGCAGCCCGAGGCCGACAGCCUGGACCCCGGGGACGACUCCUCGGGCCAGUCCUUCUACGACUACACCGAGAAGCAGGCCGUGCCCAUCUCCGUGCCCACCUACAAGCACGUGGAGCAGGGCAGCGAGAAGUUCGUGGUGUACCACGUGUACAUGGCGGGCCGGCAGCUGUGCUCCAAGCGGUACCGCGAGUUCGCCAUCCUGCACCAGAACCUGAAGAGGGAGUUCGCCAGCUUCACCUUCCCCAAGCUGCCGGGCAAGUGGCCCUUCUCCCUGUCCGAGCAGCAGCUGGACGCCCGGCGCCGCGGGCUGGAGGAGUACCUGGAGAAAGGUGGGUCCUUCCUUAGAGGGAGGGGGGCGGGGCAGGGGGAGAGACCGCAAGCUGUCCCUCUCUCGCUGCAGGCGGUGGACGAUGUGAAGAAGGGCUUUAUCAAGGCCGAAGAGAAAGCCUAUCAGCUGCAGAAACUUGCUGAGCAGCGCAAGAUGACAAUGUACCUCAGUGUCCUGCAGUCCUGCGAGGGCUACAACGAGAUCAUCUUCCCUCACUGCGCCUGCGACUCCCGCCGCAAGGGCCACGUGAUCACGGCCAUCAGCAUACAGCACUUCAAGCUGCACGCCUGCACUGAGGACGGCACCCUGGAGAACCAGGUGAUCGCGUUCGACUGGGCCGAGAUGCAGCGCUGGGACACGGACGAGGAGGGCACUGCGUUCUGCUUCGAGUACGCCCGCGCCGAGAAGAAGCCACGCUGGGUCAAGAUCUUCACCCCAUACUUUAACUACAUGCACGAGUGCUUCGAGAGGGUCUUCUGCGAGCUCCGCUGGAGGAAGGAGGUGGGGUGUGAGUUCUGGGGCGGGGUGCGAGUGUGUGGUCUCAAGGGUCUCUCCCUUUCAGAAUAUCUUCCAGCUGUUGAGGUCACACAGAAGGGAUGGCGCCACCUAGGGGGCGAGAUCGUCACGUCCUGAGCAGGGCCGAGCCCAGACCCCACACGAGCAGAACCAGAACCACAUUUCAGAGCAGAGCGCCCCGAGGGAAGAGAGACCGGCUGGAGAGCACGCGACCCGACCCAACCCGACCCAACCCGACCCGACCCGAGAGAGCAGGGUCCCGGAGCGCCUUCUCCAGUUCUGGCGGAAAAGAAAGGGACUGAAAAUGCAGGACAGGGCUGUCCCUGGAGCGAGGGGCACGGGCCGGUCCGGUUCUGGGGUGGCAGAGGGAGAGCACGGAGUCAUGCGUUCGGACUGGGGAAGCGGCCGACCCCUUUGCUGUGUCCGGUCGGUUUCGGAUUCCGAUGGCUUCCUGCUCCGAGCUGCCAAGGUGAGGGCUGAGGAUUCCCACUCCCAGGCGGAGCGCCGCGCGUUCCCGGUCCAGUUCCUGCUGCCCAGUCUUUCCUCCGGCCUCCUGCUUCAGAGGGCUUUUAGGGAAGAGCAAGAAGAGGGGCGGCGGUGAGGUCUUGUCGUCGGCUCUCCGGGAAUCCAUUCGGAAUCUCCUGCUCUCCGGGCUUCAGUCACAAGCAUUCAGACGCGCUUGCUCUGUGGGAAUCCACUCGGAAUCUCCUGCUCUCCGGGAAUUGGACGCGCUUGCUCUCCGGGAAUCCAUUCAGAAACUCCUGCUCUCCGGGAAUCCAUUCAGAAAUUGCUGCUCUCCGGGAAUUGGACGCACCUGCUCUC